Molecule: messenger RNA, 2755 nt
Organism: Botrytis cinerea B05.10
Lineage: Eukaryota; Fungi; Ascomycota; Leotiomycetes; Helotiales; Sclerotiniaceae
Exons: 1
Coding region: 464-2674 (736 amino acids)
Source: RefSeq, a predicted model, not a curated record
GUGUGUAUACAAUUUCGUUCAGUCAGACGAUUCAAGAAAGAGGCUGGACUGAUUGGUUGCGCUUGAUUCUAGAGAUUAAGAAUAGACGAACGGCAUGUUAGAAAAUAGAAUGACAAGAGAACCUUGUCAAUUUGCUAAUUCUCACCGUUAAUUAGGCUUUAGCCCAGCAUCGAAUGCUCCAGUACAUGAAUACGUGUCGCACGCAGAAAGUACCCUACCUCCAAGUUGGAGCGACAGAUCUUAAACACCAGAAAAGACAUUUUGUUUUUUUUUAAACUCUAUGUCGAAAUAGUCUUUCGCGUUUGGAUUAUCAGUGUAAGUGUCCUCGAGAGAUUUUUUCAUUAUGAGAAGUUUUGUAUACCGAGACUUUUGCCCUAAUCGCGCCCAUGUUUAACAUCAUACAGAUUCAAGUUUAACCAUAAUCUAACCCCCCCCCCCCCCCCAGAAUACUGGUUCUGUCGCAAUGGGUGAUACUAGUAGCUCAUACACAUACCCAGAUUAUAGCAUCGAGCGUUACCUGGACGAAGAGGAAAUCCAUGAAGCUGUUUCGGCGGCCGGAAAGAAAGCUAAAACUCGCGGUCUCUGUAAGAGGUGCGAUCAUAUCGUGGGCUGGUUCUUCCUAGACCAAGAAGUAUUCAGAAGAACAUUUAGAGAAAUUUGGGGCGCCAAACUUCAACCUAUCUGCGAUCUCGAAGUCAACGAAUUUAAGCCUAGUUGCACGGUCUGCAAUUUUCUCCAUUCCAUCAGACCUAAAAAUGAGGAAAAUGAGGAUGAACGCUCUUUUAGGCUCGGAAGAUCAACUGUAGGACACAUAUUUGACUAUAUGCACGCCUACGACAAUGUACCUAUCUUUUACCUCGUGCCUGGUGAUUCAUUCAACUUUGGGCGUAGAAGAAUCAAGUCACCUACGAGCAACACUUUUAAUACUGUCUUCGGGUUUUCCAAUGCGGAUGCUUACAAAGAUGGAGUAGCCAUACGUCACCUCUCCUCAAACGCUGACUUAUCUCUCGUCCGAGGAUGGAUUCGGUUGUGCGACGAUAAUCAUACCAAUUCUGACUUUGAUUGCCUGCCGAAGGUCAUAGUUCCCCUUCAAGGUUUCACGGUGAUCGACUGUAAGGAUGGGAGAAACACUCUAGUGCCAGGUACCACCUCCAUGCAGUAUAUCACUCUGAGCUAUGUCUGGGGAACUGAAGUAUCAGACGUACCAGAUCGGAUUGGAAGAUUGCCGGCUACUCUUCCAAAUCUUAUAAAAGGUGUCAUCGAAGUUGUCAUGGCCUUGGGCUACAGGUACUUGUGGAUUGAUCGAUACUGUGUUCCUCAAACUGAUUCUGGCAUUAAAUCAUAUCUCCUUCAGAAUAUGGAUAAAAUCUAUUCACAAUCCAUUUUAACGAUAAUCGCCGCUACAAGCAAAUGUCCAAAUGAUGGUCUCGCUGGCAUCACCAGGCCUAGAAUGGUUGUGCAAGAGUCUCUGGAAAUAAAUUCCGUUCACUUGGUGCAGUGGGUCAGUAACAUCCAGUUUGAGAUUGAGAAUUCCGUGUGGAACACGCGCGGAUGGACUUAUCAAGAGGCGUUAUUGUCAAGGCGAAGGCUCGUGUUGACUGAAACACAGUGCUACUUUCAGUGCGAUGCAGGAGGUGAUUGGAGCGUUAGAGAAGGCAGUCGUAUGGAAAGCAUCGACCACGAUCUCACAACGAAAAGAGAAUUACCAUAUAAGAAUCGCAUUCCAAUCAUAUUUCCACCAAGGCCAAAACGUUUUAUCGACGAUGAAUUGAAGUCAUUUGAAAGCCGGGUAAGCAGUUAUGCCAAGAAACAGCUCUCCAAAAGCUCUGACGUCCUGCCUGCAUUUUUGGGCUUAUUGGGCAUGUUUGUUUCCGAAUGCUCAGCGUUUUAUGGUCACAUAUAUGGAGUGCCAAUUUUUGAGCCUAGCACUGAAUUCCUCUCUACUGAUACCAUAGGCACGCUAAUAACUGGUAUCACAUGGCACUUCGACACAGAGUUCAACACCCUUGAAGAUGUUACCGAGGCGGCUAUCCCAACAAGAAGACGGGCCUUACCCAGCUGGAAAUGGUGUGAUUGGAUACAUGCAUCACCGUCGCCGUAUUCGAUCAAAUGGGAAAAAAACAUUCUAAAUGUAGGGCUCAUGAGGAGAGAUAUAGUGUGUAAUACAAGGCUUAGCCUUGAGUUCGAGGACGGCACUAUACUUUCAUGGACUCAUGGAGACAAUGUUGCGGGUCUCACGCGGAAAGCUAUGGGGAUGGGCAAUGUACACUGUAUUCAUAUUGUUGGGUGGUUCACACAUCUCUCAAUUCCCGUCGACCUGAGUCCCGGGCGGAGCUGGCAAUUGUGGGGUCGGUAUGGAAUAGAGUCGGUGAAAAUGCAUUGGCUUCGGAGAUUAGCAAAAGAACAGGGGAUGAAUGUUUCGGGUAACAAGGAGUACGUCUUUAAGGCCUGGGUGUUUGCUCCGGUGAUAGAACCAUCUAUCAGCCCCAGGAAUUCUUGGAACGACGUUCACAUGAUGCUGCUCGGCGAAACUUCAGAUCCGGUCACUUUUGAACGGAUUGAAGUAUGUAAAGUCAGCAUGGAAUUGAAAGGGGGAGAGGAAGGGAAAGGAAGGAGCGUGAAGGAUAUUGCAGAAAUUUUUGGAUGGGAAAUGAAGGCUUUUAAACUUGCGUGAUCUUCUUGAUAGAUGCUGGGCUAGGAAUUACUGUAAACAUGCCGCUAUUACUACGUAUAAUGAACAUGUGAGUAUCUCUCA